AAUUUCUGUUUAUUAUUUUUCACAUUGGAUUUUUAGAAUUAAAUUUUAAUAUGAUUACAUUAAAUUAAAUUUGAUUUAAUUGUCAAUCAUUUUUUACAUAACAAAAGGUUAUAUAUUUAUAUAUUUAUAUUUGGUGUUUAAUGGCUUUUGAUGGAGAUGGCGGACGAUUUACAGGUAAUUUUGUUUUGUCCUGCAUGGUGACAUUAAUUGUAAUUUUAUAUACUUUAUAAUUUUAUAUUACAUUUACAUAAAUACGUUUAUGUUCACGUAGUUAUUGUCAAUUACUUUGUUUAAUGUUUUUGUAUUAUUUAAUGUUUUACCUACAGUGUUUAGUUUUUAAUUUAUUAUUUAAUACCUUCUAUACAGUAAUAUCUAGUAUGAAAUAUUAGUCUGAAAAGAUAUUUUCUUUAAAUUUAAUUUAAGUAUAUAUUGUUUUAUAAUCGUUGAAUUUGAUUCUUGGUAAAUAAUUGUUUUUUUUUUUAUUAUAAGUCACUGAAUUUGGAGAAUAUUCUCUGUGUUUUGUUUAUAGCAUAGUUGUCACCGUUUAUUGAACUAUCUGAAUACUUAUCAACUUGAAUUCAAGUUAAAUUUCAAUUUAAGUUGAAUUAUUUGUUUAAAAUGAAAAAUUGUAUAUGUCUGCACAUUGUAUAUAGAGCCUGGAGGCUCUGUCAAGUUGGUAUACCAACCCCCCACAGUUGUUCUAGUAGUAGUUCUAAUAGAUAUUAGUGCAUAUAAUUCUGAAAUACCAAUAAAGUGCUUCACAGAGAGGUUAUAUUUAUUGAUUAUGUACCACGGAUAUGAACAAUUUUCUUUUGAGGAUUUUCAACAUUAAUCAUCAAUCAGGGAAAGAGUUUUGUAGACUUAAGGGCUUCACCCCUCCUAUUUGGAUAUGCACUUUGUACAACCUUCGGUUUUAAUGAUGUCCAAAUGGCGUGUUAUUUUUUACAUCGGGAAAAAAGUAAAUGGUGAUCACUUUUAAACAAAAAUUACAAACAUUCAAAUUAACCAAGAAAAUCACAUAGGUAAUUUAGGAUAAUAUAAAUAGGAAAUUAAAAAAAAAUGUAUAAAUAACAAGCCCAUGAGGAACUAUUACUCAUAUAAUGAACAGUUCCAAUAAAGCUGUAAAGAUUAAAUAUCUUGUAUAUUUGCAGACUUGUUAUAUUAUUCCACAUCUUAGAUAUACUAUUUUCCAUCCAUAAUCAAUUUGAGAGACAAGCAUACAUUUAGUUAAAGAGUAGUUGUCUUAUAAACUGCCUUAUGUAUUUAAGUAAAGUAGGUAAUUAAUUUUAUAAACUUCAAAAAUAAUACAUUAUAAAUGCUUUUUAUGUGUAAGAAAAAUUUCAAAAUUACCAUUUUUUUUUUUUUUUUAUGGGUUUAAAAUGUUAAAUAAACAAAAUAGAUUUGACCUUAAUUUCUUUAUGAUUACAAAAAAACAACACAAUAUGCCAUAAUAGUUCACCCAAAAAGUAAACAUUUUCCUGUUAAUGAUUAUAUUAUCAUUACUAAACUUGUCACAAAUCAUUUAUUAUUACUUUUUCUUUAUAAAUAUCUUAAAAUAGUACUAAGUUAAAAUAUUAUAGGUACAGUGAAACCCCUAAAUACCGGAUACUCUUGGUCGCUGAAAUUUUGUUUUUGCUAUUCAGAGGUAUCCGUUAUUUCGAGAGAGACAUUGUAUUUUUAUUAAAAUUAAUAAUUAAAUCAAUUUUAUUUUAUUUUUACAUUAAUUAAAUACAUCUUAAAGUUACAACAUUUCACAGAUGCAAUUAUAUGUCAAUAACUGGACGAAUAAUAUAAGAUAUACAUCAUGCAUAGUAUAAUAAUGUACAUACAUAGUAAUAAAAGAUAACUUAAUAGUGUAGACUUUUAUUUAAGUAUUCUACAAUUAUUCUUAAUUUACAAUAAAAAUGAUCAAUAUCAAUGUUAAAAAGUGCCUGUUAUUUAGAGUAUCCUGUAUUUAGAGAUUUUCCUAUGUACUUUCGGGUUGUCAUUUUUUGAUUUUCUCAGGUGCUUUCAUAAUAAAUGGGAAAAAAGGUAGGAAAAAUGUACGAAGUUUAUUAUUUUCAAAUUGUAAAUAUUACAGCUUUUCAAAACAUAUAUAACUGAGCUCUAUUCAGAAUGUUUUUUGUUCGCAAAGAUUAACCCUUGCAUACAGAUAUAUAUUAAAUUCCCCUCUAUAUUCUAUCAUCCUAACUUUUCACCUACAGCCCAUCGUACGAAGUAUAUCCGUAUUUUUUAAUACUGAUGGUUCUCAAUAUAAAAUUGUAUUUAUUUAUCAAAAUUAAAUUACACAUGUAGUUUAUUUUAAAAUAAAAAUGUUAAUCUGUAUCAUGAUGUUAAGGUUUAGUUUUAAAUUUUUUACAUAUCGAGGAUAUUAUAAUUUGUGUACAUUUUUUGUGAAAAUAUUAAUUUUUUAUAGAGUAUUCGCAGUUUGGAGAUGCUAUGCAAACAAAUGUACGAAUCAAGGGAUGCGGCUCUUUGUGUAGAAGCCGAAAAAGCGUUGGUUUCAUUUCAAAAUAGUAAUACGCCUGAUACGCUUUCCAAGUGUCAAAUGCUAUUAGAAAGAGCUGACUCACAUUAUUCUCAACUUUUAGCAACUACAACUAUUACUAAACUUUUAUCACGCACUCCAUUAACUCUUAACCUUGAUCAAAGAAUACAAAUCAGUAAGUUUUUAACUAUAAAUCAAAAUUGGUUCUUGGUUCAUAAUAAUUUUAAUUUUAGGAAAUUACAUUUUAAAUUAUUUGGCAACACGUCCCAAAUUACCAUCAUUCGUGGUUCAAGCACUUGUACUGUUAUUUGCAAAAAUUACUAAACAAGGAUGGUUUGAUGGAGAAAAAGAUUCUUUUGCAUUUAGAAAUGUUGUGUCUGACAUUUCAGUAUUUUUACAAGUCAGUAAUAAUUUUUUUUAUUUGUCAUUACCAAUAUUUCAGUACUAUUAUUAUUAACUAACAAUAAAAUAUAAACAAUUAACAAUGUAAGAAAUACAUUUUUGAAGUUUGAAAUGUAGGAAUAAAAGUAAUUUAAUUUAAACCCUAAAUGCAAUAUUAAAUCAUUGCAAAAUAAUUUAUAAUUUUUCAUGUUUUUAUUAAAUUUGUUAAAAUUUUAUUAAAACUUAAAAAACAGUUAGGGAAUCACACUCAUAAUAAAACCAAUACACUUAAUUCUUAAACUUGGUUGUUCAAAAGUAUAUUCAGUUAUCUAAUAAUUGAGGUAAAUAAAUUUGCGAAAACAGUUAGUUCAUUAAACUAAUUACUAUGUUCAAAGUAUGCCUAUUGGAGGCUAGGUUUAGAAACUUUAUUUUAAAACAGACUAAUAAAACUAAAUAUAAAUAUUCUUCAACUGUCAAAAUUGACUUAAGUAGAAUUUUUCUAAAAAAAUCAAAAAUCUGUCACUGAAUAUUGAAUAUCACCUUAGUAUUUUCGAAAUUAAUCUAUCACUAGUAUUAAUAGUAUCAGGAAUAGAAAACAUUCUAUAGUUACAAUUAUGUACAAAUAGUUUUAUUAUUAUUUAAAAAUGAAGCUGUUAAUAAGUAUAAUGAAAUAUUUUAGGGAAUGAAUGUUGAACAUUGCAUGAUUGGUGUACAACUAUUAUCUCAAUUAACAACUGAAAUGAAUACAGUGGCUGAUGUAGAAUCUCAUCGAGCUGUAUUAAAGCAUCGCAAAGUGGCAUCAUCAUUCAGAGAUACGCAAUUAUUUGAAAUUUUUCGAAUGUCAUGUCAAAUGUUAAGAAGUGCUAAUGAUAAUCGAAAAAAUUUAAAUUUUACUGAUGAAACUCAAGUAAAAUAUUGCUAUUGAAUUUAUGGUUAUCAAAUAAUGUUUAUUAUGUUACAGUUUAAAUCCAAAAUCUGUCAAAACUAUCAAAGUUAACUACUAGUCAACUAACCAGUUAAAACAAGGUUUAAUUUAUUCCGGCAAAAUUAGUUUAACUAAAACAUGUAUUAGAAUUUGUAUUAUCUAAAACAUGUAUGACCACUGAUGAUCUAUAAAUAUUAAUUGAUAAAUUUAAUGGCCUGCUAUCUAACUAACUAAAAUAAUUUAGACUAUUUUUCUAUCAAAUCAAUUUAUUUCUUACACAUAGCUUUCGUCUCUGUGUAUUAAAUUUCAGACAAUUUUCCAUCCAUUUUGGCACAACAAAACGCAGUCUGUGUCAAAAACAAUUAGAUCAUGUAUAAUUCUAAAUGCAAAGAUAGUUUUAUUUCAAAUAUCAAUAUGUCCCCAUACUUAUUUCUGCAUUGCCUAGUUCAAAUAAUAUAUAAAUAUUAAAUAUACACUUCUUACAAUCAAUCAAUCAAAUUUUACUUAAAAUAAUUGUUGAAAUUAUUAUUAACUUCUCAAAAAACACAUAGAAAUUAUUUGUUGCGAGACGCUAAAGGUUCUUGGUUUCAUUUUUCGCUCCUAACUAUUCCACCUAGUUCUGUCCCUCAAAAUUCUCUACUGUACUUUAUUGAGACCCACCAUUGAGUACAGCAGCGUGCUGUAAGAUCUCAAAACUGUAUCAGCUAGCGCUUCUAUGUAAAGAGUUCAGAAAAGGUUUCUUCAAGCUGUUUCUUUCAGAUUCCAUAUUCCUUGUCCUGUCUCCCACAAUUGUUCUACACCAGUUGAGGACUAAGGGCUGGUAAGUAAUAUUUUAUUACUGUCAAAUCUCCUCAUUGACUAAAAUUGACUCUCCUACUCUUCUCUCCCUCAUUAAUUUUAAAAUCCCAUUUCGAUUCCAUGUUCCAUUCUAUAUUCCUCAUUCAUCUACUAAUUUCCUUAUAAAAUCCUCCAUCAACCUAAUGCAGAUCGCUUACUUUACCCCUUCUUUUUUUAUUUAAGUUAAUACUAUGUAAUAAAUGUAAUUAAAUAUAACAUAAAUUAGCUAUAAAAAUAUAAUUUUCAAUGUAAAUUAGACUUGUCUUAUAUAAUUAAUUCUGAAAAUUAAUUUUCUCGCAAUAAUUUUAAUUUCCACCUAUAUAUUUCAGAUACAGUUAGUUCUAACUAUUUAAAACCAGUUUUGACAAAAGAGGUUUAUGGAAUCUAGUUUUGACUGAUUUCUGGUUUUAACCUCUAACAUACAUUUCAUUAUAAUAUUUUUGUUUCAAUAUUUUUAUUUGUAUUCAUUGUAUUUGUUUUAGCAUGGAUUUAUGUCUCGUUGUCUACAGUUAGCUCAAAAUUGUCUGACAUAUGAUUUCAUCGGCACAACUUGUGAUGAAUCAUCCGAUGACAUUUGUACUGUUCAAAUACCUACUGGUUGGCGACCAGCAUUCCUUGAACAAUCUACCCUAACAUUAUUUUUCGAUCUCUACCAUUCCCUACCACCUAGUUUAUCAAGCCUAGUAAGGAUAUAUUUAUACAACAUGAGUUCUAAUAAAAUUGAUCAUAUUAAUAUCAUUUUCAGGCAUUAUCAUGUUUAGUACAAUUAGCUUCAGUCCGACGUUCCUUAUUUAGUACAACUGAAAGAGCUAAAUUUUUGUCUCAUUUAGUGAAUGGUGUCAAAGAUAUUUUACUUAAUCCUCAGGUAUUAUCCAAUUAUGGUAUGAUAUGAUAAAAUUUCUUGUGACAAUUUACUCUGGUGAUUUAUUAAAUUGAAAAAUUGUUUUUAAAUUUUAACUAAUUUGAAGAAUUUAACUUUUAAAAAUUGUAAUUACUAUAGUAAAUUAACUUUUUAUUGGAUAGGGUUUAGCUGAUUCAAAUAAUUACCAUGAGUUCUGUCGUUUGUUAGCAAGAUUAAAAUCAAAUUAUCAGCUUGGAGAACUUGUAAUGGUUGACAGUUAUCAAGAAACUGUUGGUCUUAUUGCUAAAUUUACUGUUGAAAGUUUGCAGGUAAUUUAUGCAUUUUAAAUAAUUAUUACGAUUUUACAUUGAGCUAAAACACUUCAAAAUUCUGAUUUAUCAAUCACUUUUAAGUCAGCUUUUUGAGAAUUUGAAUGCUUAUAUACUAGAACUAAUGUCUUCUGUUUUUUUUUUAUAAGAUUUAUUUGUAUUUGAUUUCAAAUGUUCAGUAUAAUGAUAUUUUAUGGAUAUGUAUGAUCAUUGAUACAUCUUUUGUUAGAAAUAGUCUAAGAAAUUAAGAAUAAUGUUGAAGGUCAGUCACUGGCUUAAUAGUAAAGCAAGUGACCUGAUUUGUAUCACUAUUUUCCAAUAUUUAACAAACUAUAAACUAUUAUUUUGUAUAUAAUUGCUUGUGUUUCUUUCUUAAUGAAAUGAUAAACUUGAUUGUUUUAUUUGUUUUAGCUAAACUGUUAAUCAAAUUGAUUAUAUAGAAAACUUUUAUUAAUAAUUCAUUUGUUUUAAAUUAGGUCAUUUGUUUUUAUUAUUAUUAUUAUAUUUGUGUAGGUUUAUCAAUGUGCCCCAAAUAGUUUUCAUUAUUUGUUAAGCUUUUGGCAACGAAUGGUAGCAUCAGUACCUUAUGUAAAAGCUGCAGAACCUCAUUUAUUGGAAACAUAUACUCCGGAAGUUACUAAGGCAUACAUAUCCUCAAGAAUAGAAAGUGUUACACUUAUAGUGAGAGAUGGUCUAGAUGACCCAUUAGAUGAUUUUACUAAUGUUCAACAACAGCUUGAGCAACUUUCUGUAAUUGGUAGAUGUCAUUAUCAAAAAACAUGUUCAUUAAUUGCUCAGUUAUUUGAUCAAUCAGCGACUACCUAUCAAGAAAUUAUUGCUUCACCUUCUGCUUCAAUUUAUGAUCUAAAGAUUCAGGAAGGUAUACAUUAAUUUAUACAUUUUUUUAUUUUAGUUUAAUAUAAUUAAUACUAUAUUGACAAAUCCUCAAACCGAAUGACUUAUAUCAGAUUACCCUGUUAUAAUGUUAUUGAAAUUAUAUUUUAUGUUGUUAUUUACAUCAACAUUUUAGAAAAACAUUCAUUUAUAAUUAGGUCGCUUAACUUGGUUGGUAUACUUAAUUGGAGCUGCAAUUGGAGGACGAGUAACAUUUAAUAGUAAUGAUGAUGGAGAUGCAAUGGAUGGAGAAAUGGCUUGUAAAGUUCUGCAAUUAAUGACUUUUAGUGAUUCAAGACUUCCACAAGGAGGUUAUGAAAAAUUAGAACAUUCAUUUUUAUUUUUUUUUGAACAAUUUCGAAAAAUUUAUAUUGGUGAUCAAGUAAGAAAAACUAUAUAUAAAUUAAUUUAAUUAAUAUUAUUAUAUUUAUAUAAUCAAAUACUGUAUAAUGAAUUAUCAUUAAAUUAUCUUAGGUACCUAAGAAUUCAAAGGUUUACCGAAGACUACAUGAUGUUCUGGGAAUUAGUGAAGAACACAUGGUUCUUAGCAUUUUUAUGAGAAAAAUGUAAGUCAAGUUUUUAAUUAUUAUUUAUAAUAUUUGAAUUUUGUAUAAUUUUUUUUAAUUUCUAGUAUAACAAAUUUAAAAUUUUGGUGCUCGAGUAAUACAGUUAUUCAAAAAACAUUAGCAUUAUUGAAUGAUCUAUCAGUUGGGUUUUCUAGUGUCAGAAAAUUAGUAAAACUUGAUGAAAUUCAGUUCCUAUUAAAUAAUCAUACAGUAAUACCUUAAUUUUAGUCUAUUUUGUGUUUUAUAUUUUGUUAAAAUAUACUUCUAAUUAUUUCAUAUUUUUUUUUUUCAAAAGAGUGAACACUUUCCUCUAUUGGGUAAUACAUUUAGUGUUAAAGAUAUGAGACAUCGAUCAUCAUUCUAUACUUCAUUGGGUAGACUACUUAUGAUUGAUUUAUUAGAAGAUGAAGAUAAAUUUGAUAAUUUUAUGAUUCCACUUACGGGUAAAUUUGUUCAAAAUAAAUAAUAUUUAUUUUAUAAUAUAUUUAAUUUUUAAUACUUGUUUUGAACUUAGCAUCUGUUGAGUCAAUAGGAGCUUUAUUAGCUACAGUUAAUGGUGUAAAUGAUUCAUCAGUGUACUCAAAUAUUGAAGCAAAGAAAGCUCUAAUUGGCCUCAUAAGAGAUCUUAGAGGUUUAGCUUUUUCUUUCAAUACUAAAACAUCAUUUAUGUUACUUUUUGAAUGGUUAUAUCCAUCAUAUACACCAAUUUUAUUACGUUCAAUGGAACUAUGGUAUGCUGAUCCUGAAAUUACAACUCCAUUGCUCAAACUCUAUGCUGAAUUAGCUUUAAAUCGAUCCCAAAGGCUUCAAGUUGAUGUAUCAUCUCCCAAUGGUAUAUUAUUGUUUCGUGAAGCUAGUAAAGUUGUUUGUACUUAUGGUAAGAAUUCAUUAUUUUUAUAAUUAAAAAAAAACCUUUAAUUAAAAAAAAAAACUCAUUGAUUUCAGGCAAUAACAUUUUAAAUCUUGACGUUCAACAAGAUAUGAUGUAUAAAAAAAAACUGAAAGGCAUAUCAAUAUGUUUUUCUAUGUUAAAAGCAGCAUUAUGUGGAAAUUAUGUGAAUUUCGGUGUUUUUAAACUUUAUGGUGAUGACACUUUAGAAAAUGCUCUUAAUAUAUUUGUUAAAUUAUUACUGUCCAUCCCUCUUAGUGAUCUUAUGGUAAGUUAAUUGUAUAUUACAUUGAAACCUUAGACAUGUCCUUAGUAAAUUAUAUAUUACUAUAUAUUACUUCAGAUUAUCGGAGUAACUGAUUAGAACUUAAAUGAAGGUUUUAAACUAAAUUAAUAAUUUGAAUAUAUUUUGUUUAUGGCUUUAUUAAAAAUAUAUCAUUAUUUAUGGUAUUUAUUUUAUAAAUUCGGUAUAUUUUUUAAGUAUUUUACAUUUUUUAUUUUACUAUAAAAAUAAUUACAUUAAUUUAUAUUUAAAUAAUGUUUUGUUUUAUUGUUUAUAGAAUUAAAUUUUUUUUUUUUAUGAUUUUAACAUUUACACAUUAAGUUUAGUUUUUUUGUGGUGAACACUAUAUAAAAUAAUGUACAUAAUAUAGUAAUAAUAUUAGAAAACAAUAUAAAAUUUAAAUAUUUAAAAACUAAACUAUCCAAUGUGACAUAAUUAUUGAAUUAAGUACACACUUUCAAACUAAUUAUAACAGUUUAAUUGACAUGCAAUGAUUUACUAUUGCUAAGAAUCGUUUUUGAAAAAAGUGAUACAUCUUUCUAUACUACCUUGUUUUAAACAUAAUUGCAAAAAAAAACACACUGUUAAAUUAUUUAAUGUUAUGCUUUAUUAUACUGCAUUUAAAUAAUAAUGUCCUGUGAAUGGAUAUUAAAUUUUUACAAAAAUAAUGUUUCUGUUUACAUAUCAUACAAUGUGAUUGAUCAGUGAACUUAAAUAUAAUUUUACAAUUCUUGGCAUUUUAAAAUCAGCUGGAUUUAGUUUACAGACAGAAUACAGAGGUUCUUUUCAAUUCUUCAUUAUCUUUUUCUUUAAGUAUACUAACUGUAAUAUUUAAAAUUUAAUGCUGAAUAAAAAUACUUUUAUAAUUAUUAUGUCUGUGAGUCUGAGUAGAAAAUUAUGUGAUUUUUUUUUUGAAAAACGCUUGUUAUGAAUUCAUCUAGGAAAUUUAAUUUAGAAACUAUACAUUAUAUAUAAUUGUAUUAAACAAUCUUACUAUCUUAACAUUUAUUGAAUUAUUAAAAAUUUAAGUACAUUUGUAUUUAAAUCUUAGUCUAUAACUUUCAAUAAUUUAAUAUUGUAAAACCAUAUUUAUUUAUAGCAUUAUCCUAAAUUAUCACAAACAUACUAUGGUCUGCUUGAGUGUCUUGCUCAAGAUCAUAUGGAAUUCUUGUCAACUUUAGAACCUCAAGUAUUUCUAUAUAUACUUUCAUCUAUAUCUGAAGGAUUGAAUGCAUUAGGUAAGUUAAAUGUUAAUAUUUUAUUAUAACUCAAACUCAAUAUAAAUUACAGUAGAUCUUAUAAAAUAUAUAUUUUUGUUUGAAAUUGAUACAAAUUUAAUUUACUUCUUUGUUUUUAAUAUAUGUUAGAUGUUUUAGAUAAAACUGUGUCUUAAGACGAACUUGCCUUUUAAUCGUUAAUUUUUAGUGGAAAAUCUUCUAUAAUUAUAAAAUAUUAACUAUAGUAAUAUAUAUUAAAUAAAAUCUAUGUUAUUUAUCUUUUUAGAAAUGGUUUAAAAUUUAAUAAUUUUUUUUUAACUUUCAAAUUUUAUCGCAUUGAAAUCUAUUCAAAAAAUUAUAAAAUUAAAUAAAACUUGUCACAGUGGUUAAAAUAUCUAUAGAUUUUUAAUUCAAUAAAAUAUUUAAACUAACAUAUUUUUAUGAAAUAUACUGCAAAAAAAAAAAAAAUUAUACAUAUUCUUCCAACAUAAAAAUAUACAAUUAUAUGUAAAAACAAAUAUUGUUUAUUUAAUUUCUUAAUACUAUUAUCAUGCACAUUUUAUAUAAAAAUCCACAUUCUAAUCAUAAGGAACAAGUUAAAUUUGUAAGGUACAAUCGAACAAAUUUAACAAACAUUUCUCAAAUAUUUUUUUGAGUACUUAAUUUGCUGGAAAAUACAUCUGUCAAAAAAUUUGAUGUCUAUUAUAUAUUUCUUUCCUAAUAAAGAUGUCUUAUUUUGUGACUUCUUAUUGUGUUAUUAAUUAUAUCAAUUAUUAAUUUUAGAUAUGUCUAUAUGCACAGGAUGUUGUACUACUCUUGAUCAUAUUGUAACUUAUGUAUUUAAACAAUUAUUAUUAAAAGGUAAAUAUUCUAAUUAAAUAUUAAAUAAUGAAGGAGUAAUUCUGUUAUUUUCUUCUUUCUUGACUUUAUUUCCAACUAAUUGGGAUCAGUAACUCUAGUUCUUGACUAGGAUUACACAUUUUUCUUACACUAAAGUUAUUUCAUAUCAUUUUUUAUUGUGUCUAACCUGAUUUUAGCUCUACUUCCUCUAUCUUCAGUUCAUUUGGAUUUUAUUCUUCAUCAAUAGUAACAAUAAUGUUAAAUUUUUCAUUUGUUUAAUUGUAUUUCUUCUACAAAUAAUUUUGUAUUUAUAGCUAAAUAAUAUAUUCUCAGUUUUAAUAUUUUCUUUUUGUAGGUAAAAAAGUAAGGCGUCGUAUGCAACAAGUAAAUGAAAUUUUCUUACGCACUCUAGAAACACAUUUAGGAGUAUUUAGACAAAUCUUACAGACUGUUCUAAACAUAAUCAUAUUUGAAGAAUGUAGAAAUCAGUGGUCAAUGUCAAGGCCACUUCUUGGACUUAUACUUCUUAAUGAAGAGGUAUUAUUGUUUUAAUGUUUUUUAUGAUUACUUAUUUAUAACUAUAAUAUUUCAUACAUUAUAUAUAUAUAUAUAUAUAUAUAUUUAGUAUUUCAAUCAGUUAAGAGAUAUAAUCUUACAAAGUCAACCAAUUGAUAAACAACCAGCAAUGGCUCAAUGGUUUGAAAUGUUAAUGGAAGGAGUUGAAAGAAAUUUAGCAAGCAGGAAUCGUGAAAGGUAAAUAUUAUAAAUUAAUAUGUAAAGUGUGUAAUACACAUUGAAUUAACUAAAAUCAAUGUUUAAUUAUUUUUUUAUAAGGUUUACUCAGAACUUGUCUUCUUUCAAAAAAGAAUUGACUGAAAAAGGAUCAACAAUAUCUAUGAAUUCUGUGAAUAAUGAAGUGAUGAUAACUACAUAAAAUAUUUGGUUGUUUCAAAUGUAUAAUUCUUAAUUUUAUUGUCUGUAAUGCCAAUAUUAAUAUUUUAGGAAAUAAUAUUGGUUAUUUAUUUAUUUAUUAUUUUUGAGCCAUGUAAAUAACAAAAAUAAUUUAAUCUUUGUAAACAAUUUAUACUAGAAAAUAGGGCCUACCUCCUAGUCAUAGGCAAUUACUGAAAAUUAUUUCUGAUUAUUAUAUAAUUCCGAAUCAGAUGUAUACUGUUUAUUUAAACCAUGUAAAUACAUUUUAUUAUUUUUUAAUGAACAAAAAUUUGAUUAUUGUUUAAUAACUUAGAAGUUGCAAUUGUUAAGAGCAUUUUUAUUUUGAUAUUAACUAAAAUUAAAUACAUCAUAGGUGCAACUAGGGGUCUAGUUCAAAAAUUGAAUAAUGAGAUAAAUUGUUCGUUAUUAUUAUUAGGCAACCAAGGGCAUAGCCAACAUAGGCUUGUGCAGAAUUUUUUGCAGGGAUUGCCAGGACAUAUCAAGAUAUCUCAAUUUUCAACUGUUUUAAAGACAUAAAUCAAAAUUUAUUUUUACACAAUUACAAAGUUCACAAAACAUAG
Molecule: messenger RNA, 12004 nt
Organism: Cinara cedri
Lineage: Eukaryota; Metazoa; Arthropoda; Insecta; Hemiptera; Aphididae
Source: the annotation of a GenBank genome assembly